Messenger RNA from Arctia plantaginis, 702 nucleotides. NCBI's taxonomy places the organism in Eukaryota, Metazoa, Arthropoda, Insecta, Lepidoptera, Erebidae. The record is from the annotation of a GenBank genome assembly.
AUGGCCUUAUGCGCUGGAUGUAAACAAAGUGUACAAAACAGAGAACGUUUAAUAUGUACGUUAUGCAAAAGCGCAUACGAUUUAGAGUGCGCGAAUGUUACCAGGGAGCGCUUUAAUUUAAUGACACGUGAGCUCAAAAAAGCUUUGAAGUGCCAGGCCUGCCGAUGUAAAAUGCCCAAAGGAAACAACACAAAUACACCCAUACGUCAACAAGAACUUGAGUCUGCACUAACAUUGAACACACCCGAAGAAAAAACUAAUAUCACUAUCAGGAAAAGGGUUGCAAACACCAUAUGCGAUAGUAUGGACUCGGCAGAUCAAUGCUUGCUGGGAGAUACACUAUACGCUGAAGGGAGGGAUGCGGUUUUACACACACAAACAGAACUUACACUCCAAAAUUUUAAUGAACUCAUAAUACAACGCUUGAAAGAAAACAACAACUUAAUAAUAACAGAGCUAAAGCAUACCUUACACAAUGAAAUAAGAAAGGCAAUUGGUGAAUUACGAGAAGAAGUAGAACGUAAAUUUCAAUCUUUGUCUACACAAAACGAGCAAAGAAUAGAAGAUAUGAAACAAAUAAAUAGUGAAAUAAAUAAAUUAAUAUUGGAGAACGAAACUCUGAAGCAAGAAAUAAAAAACUUAUCGCCAUCGGAAAUGACUUCAUCCACAAUAAAAUGUACGGAAACCAACACCAGAAAAUAG